Molecule: messenger RNA, 1233 nt
Organism: Geodia barretti
Lineage: Eukaryota; Metazoa; Porifera; Demospongiae; Tetractinellida; Geodiidae
Source: the annotation of a GenBank genome assembly
UUCUCUGAGCUAGGUUGGGAUAUUGAGGAUGGAGAGGCAUGAAGUUGUGAAGAAGUACCCAAGAACUCCACAUCUCCCGUUUAGUCCGGGUGUGCAGAGUGACGACGUAGUGAUCGGGGAGGCGGAGCUGGGCUCUCUUCCCCUGCUCAGCGAGGAGACAGUUCUCACUGAGAAACUGGACGGAGCCAACUGCAGCAUCUACCGUGGAACUGUGUAUUCUCGGACAGUAAACACUGCAGCCACCCACCCGUCAUUUGGCCCUGUCAAAGAACUGGCGUGUCAACUCAACUACAGCAUGCCCGACAAUAUCCAGUUGUUUGGAGAGAACAUGUUUGGAGUCCACUCCAUCGAGUACGACGGACUCACGUCAUUCUUCUAUGCCUUUGCUGGACUGAGGGAUGGAGAGCAGUGGUUGGGGUGGGAUGAGCUCUGUGGUCUAGCGAGAGAUCUGGAUGUUCCUAGUGUACCAUUACUCAACAGACAAACAGUAGGCCAACACUUUGAUGUGUUACUAGUUAGCGACUCUCUAUGAGACUACUAAGAAAAGUUACCAUGUUCUUGGUGGACGAUCCAAAUAGCGUCUCUUUCUAAAUAUUUCCCCUACAACGCUGUGGUUCUCAUCAGAGCAAACUCAGUUUUGGGAACACACGGUGGUGUUUAAUCAUACUACCAUGCAACAUAUUUUAGGUGAGCGAGCGCAUGAGUAUCAUGCAGAUUGCAUGCACAAUUGCAAAUUUUAUCUCAGUUACGAAUGUGGCAUACAUUUUCAUGGCGCAUGAUUUGUUGGUUGUUAAUGUCUGUGCAAUUCAGACGACUAGCCAAUUUAUAGCACGUGUACUACAUUGUGGUUCAAAACACCAGCCUUUUUAAGGGUCAUUGACAGGAAACAUCCCAUCCCUUCGCAAUUUGCAGUUUUCUUCCUUCGGCCAGCUGCAGCAAACCAUUCAACUGAACAAGUCACAGUGUGGCAGUUGUCCUGCUGAAGGAGUUGUACUGAGAACAGUGAGAGGAUUCUCAUUCCACGAGUUUGAUAGAUACACAGCAAAGUACGUGAGAGAGAACCACAUACAGACUGAUGCCACGUGGAGACGGACAUGGAAGCAAGCAACUUUAGUCAAAUAAACAUGGACACCUGUAUCUACUUGUCCAUUACUCUAAUUCAGAAGCAACCGAGACCGCUGUUGAGUUUGUUCACUGAAAGUAACAUCAUCCAGUGUUGUGUUAUCCAAAUUG